AUGUUUGUCGCGCCGAUACGACUGAUCUCUGGUGAAGACCUAAACGUGAUUUGCGCCAAUACGAUCAAUCUCUGGAGAGUUAUGGCAGAUACUAAUAACACCAAUCCUUUGGAUGUUAAUGAUGGAAGUGAUGAUUCAGUUGAAGAAAUUGGGUCGGAAAGUGUAUCACAAGGUGUUGAGAGUACUUCUACAAAGCAAAGGAAAAAAAGGAAAAAAAAAACUUCAGAUGUUUGGAGAAGUUUUGAAAUGCUCCCACAAAAACCAAAUGAGCCCCUGUAUUGUAAGUGCAAAAAAUGUGGGACAAAAUAUCAGGCAGAAAGUAAAAAUGGAACAGGUUCAUCACAAUUGAAGAAGGUUGAGGAGGCACUUUUUUCACUUUUUGAUGAAUACAUGCAAGCUUCUCGAGAAAGUAGUGUUGGAAAUGUUGGAGGUGGUAGUGGUAGUGAUAGUGGCGACUUUAAUUCUCGACAAGCUAGUGUUGGAAAUGUUGGAGGAGGCUCUAAUCAUAGUAUGCUUGAGGAGUUUGAUGAAUACGAUAAUGAUGAUAUGGAUUCGACCAAAAAAAGUCAAUUGCAAGUAUAUCUUCUUGAGCCAAGAACUAAAAGAACUUCUUCCAUUAACAUACUUGAGUUUUGGCAAUCCCAACAGUAUAGGUAUCCAGAAUUAGCUAAAUUAGCUAUGAAUAUACUUUGUGUUCCCGUUUCAACAGUAGCAUCUGAAUCAACUUUUAGUCUCGGUGGAAGAGUUUUGAAUGAAUAUCAAAGUUCCAUGAAGCCUGACAUUGUUGAAGCUGUAAUUUGUAGUAGGGAUUGGUUGUUUGGAGAAAAAGUUGAUACUCAUGUUGAUAUCGAUAAACUAACUCAAAACGUCAUGGAUAUGAACAUUGCCGAAGACAAAACAGAGGUUACGAGUUCUAAUAAACUUUAA
Molecule: messenger RNA, 927 nt
Organism: Lactuca virosa
Lineage: Eukaryota; Viridiplantae; Streptophyta; Magnoliopsida; Asterales; Asteraceae
Source: the annotation of a GenBank genome assembly